Messenger RNA from Wickerhamiella sorbophila, 306 nucleotides. RefSeq lists its product as hypothetical. The transcript has a single exon. The coding region runs from base 1 to 306 and encodes 101 amino acids. Lineage: Eukaryota; Fungi; Ascomycota; Dipodascomycetes; Dipodascales; Trichomonascaceae. The record is from RefSeq and is a predicted model, not a curated record.
AUGAUAACCCUCCAUGCAAGGCAAGGUCGAGUCUCGAUAGUAAUCCUGCAAGACGAGUCUAAUAAAGUGUCGCAAUUGAUUGCGCAGUUGGCUGAGAUUCUUGUAGAAACGAAGCAGGCCAGCUUCGAACAAGUGGAGCUUCUCAGGAUUGCGUUGCAGAAAAAAGACGGCACGUGGUUCGAGAUCACAGAGGCCAAGGCUUCAACGCUGGGAGAAUUAGGUGUUGAUGAUAACACGAACGUUGGCUACGCGCUAGGGGAUGAUGAUUUCGGGUUUGAAGAAGUAGAUCCUGAUUUGACCGAAUGA